Molecule: messenger RNA, 717 nt
Organism: Glarea lozoyensis ATCC 20868
Lineage: Eukaryota; Fungi; Ascomycota; Leotiomycetes; Helotiales; Helotiaceae
Exons: 2
Coding region: 1-717 (238 amino acids)
Biological process (GO): double-strand break repair via break-induced replication; DNA-templated DNA replication
Cellular component (GO): GINS complex
Source: RefSeq, a predicted model, not a curated record
AUGCAAGACAUAUCAGACAUUUUAGAAGAUCUCAAUCGGAGUCAUGACCCUUAUGGGGCUGACAAUUACAACGAUGGGCGUCCAUCUGGAGAAGCUGAUCUCCAGGCCUUGACGCGAGCUUGGAUCAAUGAAAGAGGUACUGUCGAGCUUUUACCGUGGCCGAAAGAUGGAUUAAUUGAACGCGUUACGGAUUGCGUCAAGACGCAAAUCGAAAAGGUCGAAGAGCUGACGGGCAACAUGGAACCCAAGACGAAUUUCAGUCUCAUAAUCAUUCAAACCGAAGUCGAGCGAUGGAAAUUUCUUAUUCGAUCCUUCCUACGCGCCCGAAUUGAGAAGAUUGACAAACAUACCCUCCAUUACCUCUCUACGCCCGAAUUACAAGCACGUUUGAGCGAGAUGGAAGUCGCGUAUGCGACAAGACAUCAGCAGCUGUUACACCAACACUACCUUAGUAGUUUUCUCGGAAGUUUCCCGCAGAACCUACAGAACCUCAAUGACACUGCUGGGGGUAUAUCUAUGAUCAGCGGGCCGGACGAAGAAAGCGGCGUUAUUGCUCGAGGGCUAGGGUCAAAGGACUUUCCUGGGGAAGGUGUAAUCGUGCAAGGAAGUGGGCGAGAUGCAGAUUCCCAAGUUGAGGUGGUCAGAGGGGAGGUGGUCGUGGCGAGAUGGUCGGACGUGAAGGAGUUUGUUGAGAAGGGAGAGAUGGAGCUUGUUUGA